Molecule: messenger RNA, 321 nt
Organism: Closterium sp. Naga37s-1
Lineage: Eukaryota; Viridiplantae; Streptophyta; Zygnematophyceae; Desmidiales; Closteriaceae
Source: the annotation of a GenBank genome assembly
AUGAUCCAGGCUCCAGGCCAAGAGACGUACGGGGAUGGGCUUGAAGCUAGCAAAAAGGAAGAGCUAGCAGAUUCUGCUGGUCUGCAUCUCCGGGGACCGAAGAGGAACAUACGAUUUAUAAAGGCCGAUCGGAUCGAGGAGUUCUCCGUUUUGGGUAGAACAGAGGAGAUCGCUUCCCUUCGUCUUCCGUAUGUAGACCUAGCAGUAUUGCACGCGAAGGAGGACGCCGCUGUCAGGAAAGCGGAGGGUGAAGCGGAAAGAAUAGGAGUCGGGGUAACUGCAGAGGCUCAAGACAUAUUCUUUGCCCUUUGUAAAACGUGA